CGGUCGUGUGGUCUGUACUGGGCUCACAAUGGGUGCAUUUGUUGGAUGCUAAUCUUCGACGAGCCGCACAUCAUCAACGGCCGGAAAGGAGAGCCAUGGUCAAACGUUGCAGCGGGUGAGGUGCCCGCUGCGAUGUUCGCAUGGCGGGGGGAAGCCCAGCCUGGAGUCCCUUGCACCCGAGCCCGGGCUUCCUGCUUAAGUGCGGCAAGGAGCACGAGAAACUCAAGCUCCGUAUCCGUUCGCAGCUGCAGAGCCAUAUGCUGAGUCUGUUUGAAGACGGACUCUUCUCGGAUGUGACCAUCGAGUCAUCACCAGGUGACUCUUCCGAGAGGCUGGUGCUGAAAGCGCACAAGGCAGUUCUCCUGGUGAGAGUGCCUGCCUUCUGGAAGCUUCUUGUCGAAAAGUUUGCAGUCUCUGGAAAAGGCACGAAUGAGUUCAUUGUGCCUGUCGACAAGGACUUGUUGCGCGACUUCAUCAGGAGUGUCUACUCUGAUGACGACAUUAGAAAAAAGGAACAUGACAUCCUUCGGGCACUGUGCACUCGGGAUGGCCCUCCGUCCUCUGACGAUGGGGACGAAGACUUUCAGGACAUGACUGGUGAGACGAAUACUGAAGAAGGAACUCAAGGAACAGCUGAGAACAGUGCACCCACUGGGCCAGGUGGAGACAUUGAUGGCGCACUUAGUGGUUCACUGGGUCAAAUGGGUGCGGAGGACUCAUUGGAGAAUUUCCGUGCAUGCUUUGUAAAUGACAAUGAUGCCUGCUGCACAGAUAGCCAUGCUCCAACAACUAGCAAUUUGGAAGACCCCUUGGACAGCCUAUGUGACAACAGCCAAGUGUAUGACGAAAGUCAGGCUUGCGAUGAUUUGUCCGAGAACAGAGACGAGUGUUCUGUUAGCAUGAGCAGCAGCAUGGUGCGGAGUGGUACAUUUGACCUGCAGAGCCAGAUGCCACUCGAGGUGGCCAUCGAAAAAUGGAAUGGGGAUGAGACUGCAGCUCUGAUCGGUACGCGGGAGUGUGAGGAGCAGCGGGCGAAUGCAGAACCAAAAGCUGUGGAUGACUGUAAGACGGGUGCAAAAGUGUGUGCAGCACAAGAUGGAAAGUCCCUGGCUCCGAUGCCAGCAUUCUUCUUGCAUGAGAGAUCGUCUGCUCCUAUGCCAGUAUCGUACCAAUGCCUUCCCAGGACACCCAAGGUUGCCGGGCAAUUGGGGGAAAGGGAGGGCUCAACUGGUGCCUUUGGAAUGAAUGAUUCAGGCUUUCUCUCCCAGAACACAUCAGUUACUGAGGCGGUGGCUUAUGACAGCCUCAAUGACACAAGAGAAGCACCCUCGCAGAGUGCCACAGAACAAGGCGAAAGUAGGGCCAACCAAGGACGCCAUUCAUCUGGUGCACUGUUCCCGUUCUACAUUGACAUGAAUAAGGCAAGAGCAGAAGAAAAGCAAUCUCAGCAGCAGAGAGAGGCCUCAAACCAGGGUUCCUCAUUAUAUAUGUACAUAGACGCCAAUGGAGACACUAGUGCUAGCCAGGUGCAAAAGAGGUCACCAUCAAGCAAGUCCAAGGCAGAUGGCGAUUCAUCAAAGCGGCCCCAGUCCUGUUACAUGUAUGUCGACUUCAAUACAGUUCAUCAUGAAGAAUCUCAACCUGAUGAGAGGUCAUCUUCACGCACAAUGCCGCGGACCUUGUCUCUUUCCAUGUUCAUUGACAUCAAUGACGACCACAAUGAUAGCGUCGUCUGUGCCCAAAAGGCCUACAGUAACUACCAGGGAAACCCAGCAAAAGAUGGCGAUAAUGCUGUGGAGGGGCAGCGAAGCUUUGUUGAGCACCGCAUGUGGGAACAUUUCGAGCGUGAGGAGAUACUGGUCGUGUCGGAGGAGAUCCCUGCAGCUCCACAGCCCACUAGGCCUUGCCCCGCUGUCAGCAGCAACGUGUCUUCUCCGAGGCGGGCUGCAACUGACUAUAUGAAGGUCGAGCCUUCUGAAGUCUGCUUGCUCCCAAUGAGCCCGAUUCUCCGGCGCAAGGCAAAACCAGAGCCUGUUAAGCCAGCACCUAGGACGUUGCCUGUAAAGUCGUCUAUACGGCCACAGGAUGUUGAUGCCAUGACCUUUCGCAGGCCUGAGCCGUGUGGUGGGGAGGACAGCGAUUCCCUUGAGCAUGAGAGUGACAAGGAAGCUGAUGUGCCAAAAAAGAAUUCACUGUCAAAAGAGGAAGAGGUGGCAGCAGCAGCAAUGGUCAAAGGAAGUGAUAGUGGGCCAGACCCAUCAACGUCGCUUGGUAAAAAACCAGAACCUGAUGUUCCUGUGAUCAAGGCUCAAACAAGUGCAGUCCAAGAGUCUCCUGCAAUUGCUGCCAAGGAAUCUAUAAGCAGGCCCCCCUUUUCACCUGGAGAUGGUGAUGAUGAUUCAGAGACUGUCUACUCGGAGGUGUCUGAAGUGAGUUGCCUGUCAAGCAUCGACAAGAGAAUGCAGGAGUCGGGCUGCAGCCCAGAAAGGCUGGGUGCUUGCUCCAAGCUGGGAGAUGACCUGCUCAGGAUGUUUGUUGGCCAGGUGGAGACAGAUGUGACAAUUCGUGUGGAAGGCAAGGACAUCGGCGCACACAGAUUUAUCCUGGCAUCACGGUCUGACUACUUCUCACUCAUCUUCAGGAAGGAAUUUGCUGCUGAGGAGAGCGAGACAAUCAGCAUGGAUGGGUUCACACAUGGUGCAGUAGUGUUUGCUCUUCACCACCUGUAUGGCGGCGCAGCUAGCCCUCCACGAGAGGUGCACGUCUCGGAGCUGGCGCUACUGGCUGAGGUGCUUGGUGUUGACAGCUUGCGACGGGUGGUGCUGUCUCAUGUACGCACCUACUACUGCCACUUCUUCCACAAGCCUUGCAGUCAGUGCAUAGCGGGUGUGGCUGAAUGCCUGCAGAUGGCACCAUGCUGCAGUGGGCUGCGGGAGUUGCAGACACGUGCUGUACAGUGGGCAGGGCGCCACUAUGUUCGUGUCUGGCCUCAUCGGGCCUUUGCUACUGUUCCCGAACACUGGCAACAGCAGUGCUAUGCAGCCACACUACAGGCACUGACAGCGGAGACAGCUGUUGACAUGGCCCUCAAUUGCGAACGUCUGUCUGUUACCCUGCCACGGGUGCGGUGGGCUGAGUCAGCAUUGUCCCUGGCCAACCGCCUGUUGCAUGACUGUGUUGGCCUCAUGUCGCGGGAGUUUGACCAAGUGCUUCAGAGCAAGGGCUUUCUUGAUCUUGGAAAGGGCCAGAGCUGGAACAUCACUGCUCUUGAGGACACGUUGCUGGCAGCAGUGGAAGGACUGACCCCUGACGCUGCCUGUCUGUCGUGUAUUGUCCUCGCGCGGCUGCUGCCUGAAGAUGACAGCCAACAGUCGCAGUGGACGCAGAACUUUACCGACUUGCUGCGCAAGAUUCAGCGGCAGUGUGAACGAUUCCUGAUCCACAAUGCCAAUCGUGUGGUUCACUGCCAGAGCUGGUCAUCCCUUUCCGCGCAACUUCAAAAGAAGAUCAGGGAUGCUGCAGUCAUUGUGUUCGAGUUUGAGAAGCCCAUUGCUCCACCACCAAGGCUGUCCAGCUUACGACGACCUCGGCGCAAGUCUGCAGGAGGUACAGGGACUACAGAUACUGGUGGUGAUGCCUCAAAGGAUAGUGCAUCACCUUCGCCUGCUCGGAGGCCACGAUCACUUGCCCGAGGUGUGUCAUCCUCCUCACCCAAGACAUCGGGGAGCGACUCAUCUGAGCUGCAUGGGCCAACCCCACUUUCAACAGCAGCAGCUUCACGACCCAUUGCUCUUACCAGGAGGUCAACUGCUGGCAGCACAGGUGGUCAGGGGGUUUCCAGCCAAUCAGAUGGCAAGCACCCUGCAGUUUCACCUGUUGACUCAAAAGCUGCUCUUACGGGUGCCAUGUCUGAAAGCCUUGAGAGUUACCGGGAGUCUUCAUCGGACUCUGGAAAGGAACAGGCAAGGCCACUGCCAGCCACUAAGAAGAUGGCAAUAGGUGCUCGAAAUGCCAGAGCUCGAAUCACCAGAGGUGCUCGCUCUUCUCCCAAUGUGCCGAGAGACCUCGGUGCAAGGCCAAAGUCGGUGGCAACGUGGGCUGCCCCUGUAGCUCACAGCUCCCCAAAUAAUGGUGGUAUUGCAGGUGAAAGAGGCAGCGAUGUUGGCUCAAGCUCGCCGAUUCCCUUGACAGUGUGGGCCAACCCACAGUCACGGCCACCAACGCAAUACUUCCAGAGCCUGAGGCAGGUCCAGUCCAAAGUCGACUCUGGUCGGCCUCUUCAUCGCUGUUCAGGACAGGUUGUGCGCGUGCCUCCAUUCACCAUCAAGAGUGACGUGCCACCCACCACUGCCGCCGUAGAUGGUGGUACUGCGGCAGCAGAAGUGGCGAGACCAUCUGACCAGCACCACAGCCUUCAACGUGGAAGUACCCUAGGCAUUGCCAGCAACAAUAACAACCUUGUGGGCAAUGGUGGUGCAGACGGAGAGGAGGAAGAAGACGCUUGUGACAAUUCGUCAGCAGCAACAGGCGAACCCUCUCCUGAUGCCUCACCAGACUUCGUCGCUGAGAUUGAUGCGGAGUCUAACCUGGUCAGCCACUGCCUUCAGGAGGCAGAGCUGCUGGAACGGGAGCUCUCGCGGAAACUUCGUAAGCAGAAACGAGGCCCAGAUCCCGAUGUCGUCCCCUACACAAGGCCGCCUGCGCUACGAGGUGGCACUACAGCAUCUGCUUCCGGAGUAGCCUCUGGGAACCUUCCACACCGACGCCGUGCUGCUUCCACUUCUGAGACAAGAGUGAAGUCUAGUGGCGGUCCAUUGACUACACACUCGCGAGCUGCAUCACUGCAUGGCCCAUUGCCACCAUCUGCAAGGAGCCCAUCAUCUGCUUCAGCAGCAAGAUCUACACACAUGACUAGGUCUCCCGGCACAGGUGGUGCCGCGAUGGUUGUAAGGAUUCCUGGAGUCUCUGCUCCUGCAAUGCACCUUCACGGCAGAGCAGUCUCUGGGUCAGAGUCGAGGCCACCUCAGAGAGUGUCUGGCAUCGCUGUGUCCACAAAGCCAAGCAUUCGCCGGUGAUGACACUGCAAACUUACAUUUUUACAAAAAGUUCGUUCAUAUAGUACCCUUGGCUCAAAUGAUGUGUGCCAGGACUGUAUUCACCUUGCUUCAAGCAACUACAGUGCAGCCGUGAGCUUGUAGAAAUGAAGUGAAGGCUAUUUUGAUGCUCCGUUAGCCAGAGGUACCUAACAGCACAUUCGCUGAACUGCAAAUGCUUUCUCUGCGUGAGAACGUUGCACUGCUGAGCUUGAGGUUGUGGGUUUGAUCCUGGCUGUGGUGGCCGCAUUUUGAUGGGGACGAAAUGUGAAAAUGCUCGUGUACUUAGAUUUAGGGGCAAGUAAAGGAAUCCCAGAUGGUCAAAAUUAAUUCAGAAUCCCCUGCUGUGGCAUGCCUUUCAGAUCGGGGUUUUGGCACAAGAGAACCCAGAAUUUAAUUUAACCUAUUAAAUUUUACAUUGGAGCUCUGAAGGUUUAAUUUCUUGUGGCAUGACUUUGCAGACUAGAAUUUAGAGGUACAGUAAGGUAGCCACACAAAGAAGUCGAUAUUGUGCCUUUUAGUUACAGAAUGCAUGUAGUAGCUACAAUAUUUUUUUUUUCUGUUUUCUUUUCUUUUCUUUCUUCUUUUUUUUUUUGCCAUGUUUUAUUGGCUUCUCAAACUGAUAGCAUCCUUAGUAUCCAAGGCAGAACAGAGCAGUCUCGCUGUGUGCUAGACUAGUGACACAACAGCAAAAUGAAAGUGCGAGCAUGUCGCACUCUGCUUUUUAGUCAUUGAAGAACUUCCCUGCUGUAUUAUAGCAAGGCAUGCUAAAUCUUCAGUUUUUUUUAUGCUGCUCUUGUCACAAAAAGAAAAGAAUUGUCAUCCACUUGAGAGCAGCAUGAAGCUACAAAACAAAACACCAAAACAUCGCAGUUAGUCUUGGUCAGGGAUUGAACCCAGGACCAUCGCCUUUCCGGGGCAGUCGUUCUACUGUCUAAACUAACCAGUAGGCUAACAUAUUGUAGAGCUAGGCCAAAUUAAUCAACAACUCAGAGCAAAGGUACACUGAAACAACAACAUCCAGCGGUCAGGUGGAUGACAGUUUUUCACUUUUAUGAAUACUCUGCCACCUUGAAGGUUUCCACACAACUAAUUUGCCAUGCUCUUGUCAUGUCUUGUCAUGAACAAUAGUUGCAAGCAUUCUAAAUCUAGAUGUAGAUAAUCUUGCAAGCUCUUGGAGGACUUUCUAAUUUCAAAUUUGCUUUUGAACAUAUCUGCUCAUUGGUCAUCUUAGCAUGUGUGAGAGCAACAUGUAUAAGAUGUUAUUUCCUUGGCAACUGUAUCCAAAACUGCUGAUUAAGGUAGCAAGUUAUAAAGAAAAAAAUUGCAGUUUCACCCAAAGCAUGAAGCAUUAACAGUGAUAGCAAGGUAUUAGAAUAUUUCAUGAACUAAAGCUGGCAGUUUCAUGUGAAGUUUGAAUUGCAGUAAACAUUCUCUAACUAAGCAUGUAUGGUGUCAAAGAAACUAGGAGAGAGCAUGUUGUCAUGCAGCCAAGCUUCACAAGGGAACGUUCCAUGCUGUCGCUGCCUUUACCAUUUCACUGUGCCAUGCCUCCGAAAUUCAACAGAUCAUGCGACCUCCAACACUUGGUUCGCAAGAAGGGAGCACACUUCAAGGCACAAGCUGUAUCACCUUAACUGCUUGCCUUCACAGAAUUGGCCGGGCACGUGUCACUUUCUUUCCUAGCCUUCUAUCACUUCCAUUGCCCUCUGGAGCAUUAGGCUAAGUUUGCCAUGUUUAAUGUUCAAGGACGAUGUAGGUCGACACAGGCUUCGGGUGGUGGGAAAUGGGGUGGGUGCAAUCAGUGUUGUAGUUCCCCCCCCCCCCUUUUUUUUUUCAUCACCUGAAACAGGCUGUUGGUGACCUGAACAGCAUGCAUAUGUGCAUGUGCAUGCAUGCAUGCACUCUGGAGUGUCCAUGUUAUUGCUAUCACUAAUAUUUCUGUACAUGUGGGAGUCUGCUCUAAUGCUAAUGAGGCCGCCAAAAGCAGUUACUAAAUGGAAAUAGUAGGCGGCAUCGAGUUACCAUUGUUUAUAGAAUGUCUGUAAAAGAACUGCAGCUUUUAGUCUAGUCCUUUGACUCAGUGAUUGCACUCAUUUCUUUUUUUUUAUUCCUUUUACUGUGAAAUUCACAGCAACACAAAGAGAAGCUUGUAUAUGAGCAUAGUUGUAUGUUUAUUAAUGAACUGCCAGCAGUUUUCAGCUUACAUUUAAAUGUCUGGAUAACUGCAGGUUCAUGUUCGUGUAACGUGGAUUUGAAUGGCAUGUGAAUGUGCCAUAACCUUGACUUAAAACACGAAUAUCCACAAACAAACCAGUGCGCUAUUGAAACCAGUAUUUACUAAGCUGUGCAGCUUGUGUAGAAAAUAGUUGUCAUUUUGUGUGUAAUGAUAACAUUUUAAAUAGAAACUAUUGCCUUUGAUGUGGUUAAACAUAGUGCAUUGGGGGCAUAUUCAUUGCUGCACACUCUCACUGACAGGCAAAGUCAUAAUUAUGUACAGGGACAGGGGAAAGGAAAUACUACAGCUUUGCUAAAGUGCAGCUUACGCUCUUCAUGUGUGUGUAAUACAGUUGUGUAGAAGAUGUGUGUACAGCCUUUGUGCAGGCUUUUUUCUUUUUCUUUUUCUUUUAUUAAGCCUGAGUAGUGUCUGUGUACAAAUUAGGCUGCAAUAUCUGGCUUGGUGUUCCAGACACUUGCACCAUAGGCACUCAGGUCACCUUACCCAACUGGCAUCAGUGUUGAAACAAGAUCUGAAAUCAUAGCAGAGGUUUGUUUCCAUGAAUUACACGCACAACUCCAAAGUCGUCCUCAUAGUAGGAGCCUACUCUGUACCAAGGUCUUUGCAACAAUGUUUUAUUGAAGCAAAAGGCUGCACAAAGAUGGGGCACUAUACCCCGCUCACCUUUUCCAUACUGGCCGUUCAUUUUUUUAUAUUUCUGAAUGCUGCUGUAGAAACAGCUCUCCUUGGACCCCCACGACAUGCAGGGCUGUGUUGGGCUUGAGUUAUCCCUUGGCCAAUGUCCAACACAUGAAGCACCUCAGCAGACAUUCGUGCCAUUUGCUUUUACUUCUUUCCGUUCGUGUGUUUGGAGAUUUCUACACCUCCUGACAUUGUGGGUUCCUGUUCAAGAGAGUAUAUAUUGUUCAUGUUUAGCUGAGUUGCAAUAUUUACAUGAUGUGUUCAACUCUUUAUACAUUACUGAUGAAACAAUGCUCAUGUUGGUCCAAACACAGUCAUAUCUAAUAUGUAUUUAUGAUUAUAUAUGUUGUUUUUUCAAGAUCUGUUUGGCAGAUUUUGUAUGUGCUGCUUAUUUUACAGCUCUCUUUGUGUGUGUGGUUUCUUUUUUUUUUUUUUUUAAUGACCUGCUUGAGACCAAAGAUUCCUUCACCAUCUUCAAAAUGCUGUUAACCAGUGAGAGUUGUUCCGUUGGCUAUCGUUUUUCGUGACUGAUGCUGUGCAAAAAGCAUGAAAAUGAAGGCCUUGACAAGAGUUAA
Molecule: messenger RNA, 8588 nt
Organism: Dermacentor andersoni
Lineage: Eukaryota; Metazoa; Arthropoda; Arachnida; Ixodida; Ixodidae
Source: RefSeq, a predicted model, not a curated record